Messenger RNA from Jatropha curcas, 966 nucleotides. NCBI's taxonomy places the organism in Eukaryota, Viridiplantae, Streptophyta, Magnoliopsida, Malpighiales, Euphorbiaceae. The record is from RefSeq and is a predicted model, not a curated record.
UAAAAAAAUAAAUAUAUAAACAACAGAUCGGAAACGAAUCAGAGUUUAUACAUCAACUCCUAAUAACCCUUUGAUUAACUCCUAGCCCUCCAUGUCUGUCUCCCCUGAAUCUGCAGUCGAAGCUCAUCAACCUCACAGUCAUAAUUGUCAGAGACAACGUCCAUCUCCAGCCACCACCAGGGCCACUAAUCGCCGCCAGAUAACCACCACUCACCAGGAUAAAGUGUAUGAUUCCAGUGAGCUUUCUCUAACUGAACAAAUAUGUUGUUUUCUUAUCUUGCUGCCGCUAGUUACCCUCAUGGGGCUAAUAGUAUAUUAUUUAGUAAAAGACGGGAACAAAUUUGAAACACCAACAUUCCUCAUUGACUCGGCCAAAGUUUAUCCUUUUGAUAUAUCUUCGUCUAAUAUAACAGCAAAUUGGAAUAUCACCGUCUCCAUAGGCUACAUUGGUGAUGAUCGGAGUCCAUUCUAUUAUGAAAAUAUGGAGGCUUCUCUUUUGUUGAAAAAUGAGCGUGUUUGUUCUACAAAGAUAGGAAAUCUAUAUGAGGAUUAUGAGGGUGAUAAUCUUAAGGUGGUGGAUGUGUUUCUUAAAUCCUCACUAGCAAGCAUGAACCGAACUGUUGCAGAAGCUGUUAUGGGGGAGAAGAGAGAAAAUGGAGUUGUGACCUUCUCUUUCGAGUUGAAUUGCAUUGGUACAAUGUAUUAUUAUUCAAGAAGUGAAACGGAAAAAAAAAGGAAGAUGAAGGUCUUAUGUAAGGAUUUGAAGAUCAGAUUUUCUGCUAAUACUACUUCUAAAGCAGGAACUUUGGUAACUCCACAUGGACCAAUCUUCUGUGAUGUCUCUGUCUUCCAUUGUUGUUAAUUUCUCGAUUUUGUCAGUUUCUGAUUUAUGUGGCUCUAAGUGCUUCUAUCUAUUUGAAUUAAUGUGAAUAAGAUAUGGAGAAAUUCUCUACUUCAUUAGCUUUA